ACGUGGGUGGUGCAAAUCUUUCUCCUCCCAUGAUUUGUCUCUCUUGCGACAUAGCUCGAUCACAUCCACCGCUGAUGCUGCUCUACGACGGUGUAUGCUCUGUUAAAUAGUGGCCGGCUAAUUAACAGACCGCCCGGCAUGGGUUUCUUGCUUGCCAGGAGCUACAUUGUUGUUGCUGCAGUCUGUGUGGUUCUUCCUUGCCAUGCGAAGCUCUCCACCAAGUUCUAUGCCAAGACAUGCCCGAACGUGGAAUCCAUCGUGCAAGCGGUGAUGGCGCCGGCCGUCGCCGCAGAGCCGCGGAUGGGCGCGUCCAUCAUUCGGCUCUUCUUCCACGACUGCUUCGUCAACGGAUGCGAUGCGUCGAUCCUCCUUGACGACACGCCAACGUUCACCGGCGAGAAGAACGCCGGCGCCAACGCCAAUUCCGUCCGCGGGUACGAGGUGAUCGACGCUAUCAAGACGCGCGCCGAGGCCGCCUGCAAGGCCACCGUCUCCUGCGCCGACAUCGUCGCGUUGGCGGCCCGCGACGCCGUAAACCUGCUCGGGGGGCCGACGUGGAGCGUGCCGCUAGGCCGGAAGGACUCGCGCGUGGCGAGCCAGAGCGCGGCCAACGCCAACCUCCCGGGCCCCGGCUCCAGCGCCGCGUCGCUCAUCACAGCGUUCGCGGCGAAGGGGCUGUCGGCGCGCGAGAUGACGGCGCUCUCCGGCGCGCACACCGUGGGGCGGGUCCGCUGCCUCUUCUUCCGCGGGCGCAUCUAUGGCGAGCCCAACAUCAACGCCACCUUCGCGGCGGCGCGGCAGAAGACGUGCCCGCAGACCGGCGGAGACGGCAAUCUCGCACCGUUCGACGACCAAACGCCGGACACGUUCGACAACGCAUACUACACGAACCUCGUGGCGCAGCGUGGGCUGAUGCAUUCGGACCAGGAGCUCUUGAGCGGCGGGUCGCAGGACGCGCUGGUCAGGAAGUACAGCGGCAAUGCUAAGAUCUUCGCCGGCGACUUUGCCAAGGCGAUGGUCAAGAUGGGUGGCCUCGUGCCGGCCGCAGGGACGCCGACGGAGGUCAGGUUGAACUGCAGGAUGUUUAACUAGGGAUUCUUACUGGGGGUACUCCGUAUUACGUACUGACUGUUUGUGACUAACAACAUCAGUUCACAAGCUUCAUGUGAUUAUUUAUGACCCGCAGACACGACCAUGAUGAGGGUUAAGCCGAUUAUGCUUAA
Lolium perenne is the source of this 1223-nucleotide messenger RNA. Its product is annotated as peroxidase P7-like. Gene Ontology annotation, biological process: hydrogen peroxide catabolic process; response to oxidative stress. The record is from RefSeq and is a predicted model, not a curated record. Gene Ontology annotation, molecular function: heme binding; peroxidase activity. NCBI's taxonomy places the organism in Eukaryota, Viridiplantae, Streptophyta, Magnoliopsida, Poales, Poaceae.